Molecule: messenger RNA, 2157 nt
Organism: Cygnus olor (mute swan)
Lineage: Eukaryota; Metazoa; Chordata; Aves; Anseriformes; Anatidae
Exons: 8
Coding region: 757-2142 (461 amino acids)
Cellular component (GO): centrosome
Source: RefSeq, a predicted model, not a curated record
GUGAGCGGCCUCCAGCUGGAUUUAACCCCAUUCACCACGACUCUUUGGGCCCAGAUUUUUAACCCAACGAAGCGUACACCCGUCCAGGCCUCGAGCAGCCAUUUUCUCCAGGAGAAUGCUGUGGGAAAUGGGGUCAAAAGCCCUACUGAAGGCUAGGCAUUUCCUAGCAGACAUCUGGUGAGUUCAAGCCCCCCAGACCUCAAUGGUUUCUCUGUGAUAGAAGUAGCUCCGUAUGCACGGCACCAGACCACUGAGUUAUUCUGCGGUAUUACACUGCGGUAUUCGUGCUCAUCCCAAAACCAGUCCUACCCAUCACACAGCAACCCCACGUCAAGUGAGGUGGCCCAAAACAGAGAGGUAUGGCAGUGUUAUUGUGCCCGUAGGUAUGAUAAUUACUCCUUGACCAGCUUAAACAAUGCACGUGGAGAUCCACAGAAGGACAAAGCCACCCAAAGCGCACUUCUCCACUCACCAUCACACCCUUUUGUAUUAACAGGACGCAUCUUUAAGUCGUCAGAGUUUAUCUGAGAAAGAUCCAGGGGCCUUGAAACAUCUUGAACCACAAUCACAAAACACCUGGUGUGGACUGGGAGGUGCUGGCGCCUUAUGACCCAAGUCUCCCUGGUCAGCCGGCCACUGGUGGCCGUGUCACAGCAGAGCAGUGGCCGUGUCACAGUGGCCCCGUGACACGGCCUGGCUGGCUGGGGUAUAAAAGGGGACGUGGGCGCCUGUCCUGCACUCUGGAUUGUUCAGAGGAUGAGUGCAGAGAUGAGCCAGAACGCGACCUCUGCCAAGGCGAGGAAAUCCUCCUGCAUGAAGUCGACCCGGAUAGAACUCUGGGACAGCAUGCAGCGCAGGUGCCUGAUGCCCAACGUCACCACCAAAGAGCAAACAGACGUCUGGAAUACGGUGGCCGGCUACGUGCUGCAGCAGCUCCUGCAAUGCAAGGGCGUCCGAAUUCCCACUCUCGGCUCCUUCGACAUAAUCCAGAAACAGAUCCAAGCUGGGGACAGGGCUGUGAUUUUGCAGUGGCCGGUGUUUCACCUGGCCACCAACCUCAUAAACACGCACCACCUUGUGGAUAGCAAGGGCAGCCUGCCAGCCCAUAAGAAGCUGGAGCCUCUGAGACGUGCCGAGGUGGCGGCGAAUGCCUGCGUGUCCUGGCAGAAAGCUGACAGCUGCAUCCGAGGCACCAUAUCCCUCAUCUCCCAGUGCCUGCGGGAGGGGGAGAACAUCGCCCUCGUCCUGAGGGACGUGGGGGUGCUCCUCAUCGAAGGCACCGGGGUGGAGAUGAAAUUCUACUAUGACUUCCUGGAGAUGCUGUGUGGAAAGGAGGACCUUCAGAAUGCGGUUUUGAAGGUCCCGCAGCUGAUGGACACCGUGGUGUCCCGGCUGGCAGUCGUGGCCUCCCUGAUGUCCUCUGGCCGUGUCGUCAUCUUCCCCGAGUUCGACGUGGAGUUGGUGCCCAAAUCAUCAUCCAGGAAACCCGCCAAGGCCUCAGGAAAACUCCCCGGGGAGGAGAAGAAAAAGAAAGAUGGGGUCUUGCCACCUCUCAGCCAAGGCAAGAAAGCCUCAGCGGGAUUGCUCGACCUGCCUUUCACUGUGCGCUCGAGUAUCCCCAAAUACGAGAUCCCAUGGCUGAAGGAAACAAAAGCAGCGGAGAACGGGAAGAAGUCUGGGAUCAGCUGGCUGCCAGCGAUCCCGGGGCUGCCUCCUGCCAAAAAACAGCCUUUGGCCAGCCAAGACCAGGACAAACUCAUAACCGGAAAUGAAACACCAGGGACGAGCCAAGCACAGGCAGCGACACCUCAGGUGGUCACAGGAGAAGAGCAAGCAGUGGAGAAAGCCCUCCGUGGUGGUGGACUGCCAGAAACUCCAACGAAGACAAGCUACAGGAAGCUGUCUCACCCUUUGAGACCUCCGACUGUGAAGAAAGUCCCCAAAAUAAUCAUAUCACCAUCGAGCUCCAAGGAGAGCCUGCCCCUGAGGCCCCACUAUAACACCUCCCUGCUGAUGCCCACCCUGGACGGUACAUCCAAGACAAAGGUACCCGAACCGUCCAGAGCAAGGCACCUGGGGCCGCAGAGGCCCCCUUCACAGUCUGAGAUCCUGGAGCUUUGGAAGCGUCACCUCAAAAAGUAAAACCUGAAAACGAUU